GUGUGCGCGCGGCUCUCUCUUUCUAUUCCAUAAUACGUAUGUGAGGUUUCGGCAGUCUGUGGCUUCUCUCUUUCUCUUUUUCUCUCAUCGGGUUAGAGCAUAGAGCUCAGACAUCAUCAUCGUUACUCGUCGAUCAGAGCCACGACUACAGACAGCAAGGAAUUAGAUUGGUGUAAUAUAACCUCCCAUUGCCUGGCAGCGCGUGUACUGACUGCCUGUGCCGUGUUCUUAUUAGUGUGCUGAGCACCGAACAUUAACAUUUCGUCGUUGUUUUUUUUUUGUUAUCGUACUAUUACAUAGGCAGUGCCUCUUUGAGCAGCACAUUCGCGUGUACGUGUCUCUCUCUGCCCGGUUCAACUGUGUGGUGGUGGUCAUAUAUAGGUAUAAAGUGUUGUAACUGCCUUACAUGUGUGCUGCAAGCCAUUCGCGCGUCCGCAUGUGAUACACAUACACCAGUCUCUAUACAUAUAGGAGCCUAUAUAACAUAAAAUAUAUCAUUCGCUUGUGCGCGUGUGUUGAGAGUUUGAUACACGUUGGUCAUAUAGCAGUGUACGUGCGCUCGCGCAUAUGUGCAACGGAGAAAAGCUUCUAUACAGUAGUGUGUGCUCGGUCUCUCGGCGUACUAGUGUGUUUUGUGCUGCUGCAGCUGCCGCCGCCGCCGCCACCGCCACCGCUGCCGUAGUGUAGUCACUCCGCCGUAGUUGCGCCGAUAUAUACACCGCAUCGAAAAAAGCCCUGUACACACAGCCUCAAAGCGAGUGAGACGUGUACUGAUAUACACAAAAUAUAUAAUAUACUUAACAUAUACGGAGAGCUGCGCUGCGCCUGUUACUGCUGCUGCUGAUUCGUCGCGCUCGCUCGCUCUCUCUCUCUCUCUCUCUCUCUCACACAGUUAGGUCUCUUGCUCCUACCGUAUAUUCUCCAUAUAUACACCUAUAUUUUACGGUUGUGUGCGUGAGAGUGUCCCGUACAGCCGACGGCUGUAAUAUUGUAGUUAUACAUUAGCUCCAUAAGAGAACAGAUUAUAUUGUCCAAGAUGAGUGAGGAAUCGAAUCCUCGCACCUUGUACGUGGGCAAUCUCGAUGCCACCGUGUCCGAGGACCUGCUCUGCACCCUCUUCUCGCAGAUUGGCAUGGUCAAGGGUUGCAAGAUCAUACGCGAGGCCGGCAACGAUCCCUACGCCUUCGUCGAGUUUAACGACCACCAAUGCGCCGCCACGGCACUCGCUGCCAUGAACAAGCGCAUGUUCCUUCAGAAAGAGAUGAAGGUUAACUGGGCCACGAGCCCGGGCAAUCAGCCCAAGCUCGAUACGAGCAAUCACCAUCACAUAUUCGUCGGCGACUUGUCACCGGAGAUCGAGACGGCUACGCUGCGCGAGGCCUUCAUGCCCUUCGGCGAGAUCAGCAAUUGCCGCAUCGUGCGUGACCCGCAGACCCUCAAGAGCAAGGGCUACGCCUUUGUCUCGUUCGUGAAGAAGAGCGACGCCGAAGCCGCGAUCAGCUCGAUGAACGGCCAGUGGCUCGGCUCGAGGAGCAUCAGGACCAACUGGUCCACCAGAAAACCACCACCGCCAAGGACCGACAGGCCAAGGAAUACCAACAGCAAACCCAACUAUGAAGAGGUAUACAACCAAAGUAGCCCAACCAAUUGCACUGUAUACUGCGGUGGAUUUACAACUGGAAUAUCAGACGAACUGAUUACAGCUACUUUUUCGCCUUUUGGCGCAAUUCAUGAUAUCAGAGUAUUUAAAGAUAAGGGAUAUGCUUUCAUUAAGUUCACAACAAAAGAAGCUGCUACACAUGCAAUUGAAAAAACUCAUAACACUGAAAUUAAUGGUUGCAUUGUCAAAUGCUUCUGGGGUAAAGAAAACGGAGACCCCAAUAGUAUAGGACCAAAUGCUAAUGUACCAUCUCAGCCAGCUACAGCUGGAGCUGGUCAGUAUCCUUAUGGUUAUGGACAACAAAUGAGUUACUGGUACCCUCAAGCUGCUGGUUUCCCACAAAUGCAAGGCCAAUAUAUGCCACAAUAUUACAAUCAGUACUACAGCCAGCAACAAGCUCAGUAUAUGGGUAGUAUGAGGAUGCCUACACCAGCUGCUGGAACGUGGCAGCCUGGUCAAACCGGCACUGCACCACCAACACCAGCUGCUUCUCUUCCACCGGGGCAACAAUUGCCAAUAACCUAUUCUAUGCCACCUCAAUAUCCUUCUCAAUGAGACGGUGAAGCGGUAACAGUCAAAUAAAUUACAAUAUAAAAUAAAACGAAAAAAAAAAAUUAAAAAAAACUAAUAACGAUUAUCAAUAGCAAAGCAACAACUUUGACCAUUGAAAGAUAUGUAUACCACACUUGACAUCCAUUUAUUCCUCGAAGAUAAGCUCACUUAUAUGUUACCUACCUUCAUUGUUAGACUUUUGACUACUUCUUGUAAUGUACAAUCAUUGUACAUACGGAGACAUACAAAGCCACACUUGCAUUAAAUAUAUAUUUGUACAUUGUUAGACGUUGCAACAAAUAUUACCCUACAAUUGAAUCGGAAAGAUGUUUUUGAAUUUAAUUAAGAACAAUUAGUCGCGCCUUUUCUAGAUGUAAUGUAGACGGAGAAAAUAAAAUGUGAGUUAAUAAUUUGUUUUUGGUUUUAUUAGAUUGUAGUGGCUAUCACUUUAGCAGAUAGUUAAUAUUACUUUGUAGAAAAAAAUAAUAAAGAUGCAACUGAUAGUUGCAAUAAAAGAAUGUGAAACAAGGUAGUAUGUACUUGAAUUUAUCUUUGAGGUCUUGCAAAGUCCUGCAUUCGUUAUGCAGUGUGAUCUUAGUCUACUCAUGUUUAAGACCAUUGCAAUUGUUGAGAAUUUUAUAAGAUUUAUUUCUCUCUUUCUCUACUUUUCUCUAAUUUUUGUUUUCUCUGACGCGAUGUUAAAAAAGAUCAUUUUCUUUUAGUUCAAAUGUGUUGUCAAACAAAACACUUGUGUGUUUUUUCAUCUAUAAUCAAGAGCAGCGAUAAUACAAUUAUCAAUGCAAAAUGUUAAAAUAAAUGCUUAAGGUCUUAAUAUGAUAGCUAGACACACCACUGUGAUGUUUUAUAAAAAAAGUCAUGCUGCUAAAAUCGCAUGCAGGUUUUUGAAAUUAAAUGCAUUGAUAACUUUAACAUGAAAAUGUUCGCGCUUUAAUGAAACUCACCGUUGCUUUGUAAUUUCAUGGUCGCCAGUGGAUAAUUGAUGGUUUCAAACGAAGCGCUUUUUAUCUUAUAUGAACGAUAGAAAAAUCAAAAAAAUGUUGAGCAUAAUAUUAAUAAAGAUAAUAAUGGUUGAUUAUUUGUCGAUCUUAGUUUUUAUUUCUUUACAAAAUGCUUUUAGAUAAUAAUUCUGAGUGAAGCUUGGCGAGUAUCAAAUAUGCGAUAAUAAUUUCGUAUUUAAUCAAACAAGAUCUGGAUUUCACUCUAAGAAAAUUUUUUCUAUCGAGUCUUCCGCAAAAUGAAUAUGCAUGUGCAGAAAAUAUUUUGAGCCUGAGAGUAUUCUGAUUCAAUGCUUUGCAGGUAUCUUACUAAAUGUAAUUUUCUUUAUAAAAUUGACGCUAUGUACUUACUUUUUUUUAAUUUUCUAAAUUUCAUUCCAAUAGUUUUUAAUUUUUCAUGCUUCGAAGUGUAGGAGAAAAUGAAAUUGCUGGAUACCACUGGCGAUAACAAAUGUCAACUUAGCUGAUUUUUAAGAAUAAAAGGUAGGAACAAAGCAAGUGUAAAAAAAAUAGGAUGUUUAAAACAAUUCAAAUUUGUAUAAUUUGAUAAAUUUAAUGCUAAAAAAGUUUGUCGAGUGAGUAAAUAUUUGUAUGGAGAAUUUGAUUCAUAAUGAGUAAGACAUUGAGUUAACAUGAUUCAGUAAGUGAAGAUGGAGAGUGUUAUAUAAAAAGUUUAAUUUAGGUAUGGUGGAGCGAAAAAGCUCGACAUUACUUAGGAUAAUGUUAUCUUAUAAUAUAAACAAAUUGUCCUUUGAAUGAAAAAAAAGGAAUAAAUAUUUAAAAUACAAUUUUGA
Trichogramma pretiosum is the source of this 4022-nucleotide messenger RNA. RefSeq names its product nucleolysin TIAR (gene Rox8). Lineage: Eukaryota; Metazoa; Arthropoda; Insecta; Hymenoptera; Trichogrammatidae. Bases 1037 to 2215 code for a protein of 392 amino acids. The transcript is spliced from 3 exons. The record is from RefSeq and is a predicted model, not a curated record. Gene Ontology annotation, molecular function: mRNA binding.